This is a messenger RNA of Echinostoma caproni, 456 nucleotides long. The record is from the annotation of a GenBank genome assembly. NCBI's taxonomy places the organism in Eukaryota, Metazoa, Platyhelminthes, Trematoda, Plagiorchiida, Echinostomatidae.
AUGUUACUCCACGCCGAAUCGCUCAGUCAACGCCACUCGAAUAUCACAUUCGCCGCUUUCAAACGAAUCGGUUCUCGAUGGAUUCCUCCCAGUAACAAAAUGGGCGCCACCCAAUCACCCGGGUUACUGACUACCAAUCACGCGGCGGCAACAGCAACGACGACAACUGGAACUGGGACCAAUUUUUCCACAUUUCCGACUACCAUUUCACCGUCUACUUCAUCGUCCGUGUCCUCCUCUGUGACCAAUGAUAAAUUGUCCGAUUCACAUCCGGACAUCACAGCGUCAAACGAGUUGAGGCGCACUCGAUUGCCAUCCGAUUGGGAAUCGGAGUUCGUGGAUAAAUCGGGUGACCUUGACAAUGACCUUCCAUUUCGUACCCUGUUAACCACAGUCGAAUGGGCCCGAAAUAUUCCGCUGUUCACUGAGCUACAGGUAACCUAUUCCGUGAUUUGA